This is a messenger RNA of Symbiodinium sp. CCMP2456, 384 nucleotides long. The record is from the annotation of a GenBank genome assembly. Lineage: Eukaryota; Dinophyceae; Suessiales; Symbiodiniaceae.
AUGGUCAUCCCGGGAACAGGUGAGAUGCAUGUCUUCACCAUCGGCGACUGGGGUGGAUUGCUGUGGGAGCAGUUCGGCGGAGGGACUGGUCUCCACGUCUACCCCUUCAUCAGGUCCGCCUGUGGGAUUUUGGACAUGAAGAACUGUUUCAAUGAGACGGGUGAUUCGGCACCCGACUCCUGCAAGCAGACCUGUGGUUACGUGGCGGGUGUGGACGAUCACGCGCAGGUGGUCGUCGCUGAGCAGAUGAAGAAGCGGGCUGAGAAGAGCGGCGUUCAGUACAUCUUGAACGUGGGUGACAACUUCUACCCGCAGGGCAUGAACACGGGCUGCGGAAACCCCAUGAACCAGAUCAAAGAGGCCACCAAGGUCCAAUUCGAGAAG